UAAGUUAAUUAACUCAACAGUAAUCGAUGCUAAAGAUAUAAAGCUACAUAUGAGAAAUGCCCUGUGCCUGCAGGUGUUCACCGUACCGUCAUCUGAAAUGCAACUGAAGCAGCAGCGGGACAAGCUGAAGCAGUACCAGAAGAGGGUCACCCAGCAGCUGGAGCGGGAGCGCGAGAUCGCCAGGCAGCUCCUGCGGGACGGGAAGAAGGAACGGGCCAAGCUGCUGCUCAAGAAGAAGCGGUACCGGGAGCAGCUUCUGGACAAGACAGAAAACCAAAUCACCAGCCUGGAAACGAUGGUCCAGAGUAUUGAGUUCACCCAGAUUGAAAUGAAGGUGGUCGAAGGGCUGCAGAUUGGAAAUGAGUGUCUGAAAAAGAUGCAUCAGGUGAUGUCCAUAGAAGAAGUGGAGCGGAUACUGGAGGAGACCCAGGAGGCCGUGGAGUACCAGAGGCAAAUAGAUGAGCUAUUGGCAGGAAGCUUCACUCAGGAAGAUGAAGAUGCCAUCCUGGAGGAGCUGAAUGCAAUCACUCAGGAGCAGAUAGAGCUCCCAGAGGUCCCUUCAGAGCCGCUUCCUGAAAGGAAACCAGAGCAAGUCCCCCGCGAGGCCAGGCCCAAGCAGGUGGAACUGGUGGCAGCCUCGUAACUUGGCCUCCUCUUCCAGGACUGGCGGGGACUCCCCAGAGACUGGGGCCCACAGAGUUUGGGUGCGUGGCCAGCCCUGGCCCGGCUCCCAGGAGGCCAGCGCCAGGCCAGGCCGGUCAGGUGCUGACGGAGCAGCGUGGCGCACACAGCGCUCCAUCCCAGGGUGACUGCGGAGGGGCGCUUCCCUGGCGCUGCGGUCUUGCUCUCGUUUCUGGAUUAAAUGGCAACAUUCAGACCCUCUGGCCACACACGGCCUCUGACGCUGUGGCUCCCACGCGGCCACAGGCAGACCCAGUGCUCCUGGUGCUGGCCACACUCCUGUCCCUGGCCCCGUGAGGCUCCACAGCCACCUUCUCCGCAGCUUGCUCUCUUCUUUCGAGGGCGUGUCGAACCCAGCUUCCUUGCCCGCCCUUUGCUCACUUCUUGCUGCUGCCGUCAGCUGGCGGCUUCCGUGAGGGAGUCCCUGCCAUGGCCUGGCUUCCUGACCUGCCCAGUCUCCUUGUCGCUUCAGGGCUGGAAACCAGUCCUCCUCUGUGUCGGUGUUUGGGGGCGUUGGGCCAGCGAGGAGGGGGACCGCCCCUGCUGGCUUGGUGGCUGCGGAGCCCCGACCAGCCCUCAUCACCAGCGGGAGCUCGGCCCCACUGCAAAGGGACGUUCCUGGAGAGCCGGUGGUCUCCCAGGGCUUCCCGGAGGUGCUGACGGGCCCGCUCGGGUGGGUGCGGCCCCCGUUGCCUGGGAAGCUGCUGGGCACCCGGGGCUCUCCGACCGGGCGGACGCUGUGGGGGGUGAUCGCGGCUCUCCAGCUGACGGCUCAUCUUGGUAUUAGACAAUCCCAAUGAUAUCUCCCUCCCAACAAGAACAGAAAGGGGAUCCUCCCAGCCCCCCAACAGGUCAGCCCCAUAUUAAAGUUGAUGCCUGCAUGG
Leptonychotes weddellii (Weddell seal) is the source of this 1565-nucleotide messenger RNA. The record is from RefSeq and is a predicted model, not a curated record. Lineage: Eukaryota; Metazoa; Chordata; Mammalia; Carnivora; Phocidae.